Molecule: messenger RNA, 1496 nt
Organism: Dermatophagoides pteronyssinus (European house dust mite)
Lineage: Eukaryota; Metazoa; Arthropoda; Arachnida; Sarcoptiformes; Pyroglyphidae
Gene: Taf7
Product: TATA-box binding protein associated factor 7
Biological process (GO): transcription initiation at RNA polymerase II promoter; RNA polymerase II preinitiation complex assembly
Cellular component (GO): transcription factor TFIID complex
Molecular function (GO): RNA polymerase II general transcription initiation factor activity
Source: RefSeq, a predicted model, not a curated record
UCUUGAAUGUCUUGCCAUUUUGAAAUAUUGAUUUGAAAAUUUUACAUCCAAAAAAUUAUUUCAUUAUUUACGUCGAUCCAGAAAAUAUUCGAUCGAAUGAAUAAAAAUUUUAACGCUCAAAAUUAGUGUAUUGUUCACAAACGACGUGUCAUUCGAUUGAGUUUACUCGAUUUUGAUCAAUCCCCAAACAAAACAAAAAUUUUGAAUUUUUUUUUUUACCAACGAAAAAACAAAAAUGCCUCUCGAAGAACAACCAAAAUUAGAUUCUACAAAUGAUAAUUUUGAAUUAGAAUCACAAUUUAUAUUACGUUUACCUUCAUUGCCGGCUGCAUCGCUUCGUGCAGCUAUAAAAUCAGGUGUUUUAAAUCUUAAAGAUCGAUUAUCGAUUCAAAUUGAUCAGGAUAUACGAAAUGGCAUUGUUCGAUUUGAUGGUUGGGUAUUGCCGGCUAAAAUUGUUGAUUUGCCGACCAUUUUAGAAUCAUUAAAGACAUUGGACAAUAAAAAUUUCUAUAAAACAGCCGAUAUAAGUCAGAUGAUGAUUUGUAAGGAAGAAACCGAUGAAAUUGUUAAAGAAGAUCCAGAUGAAGUUGUUAAAAAGACUAAAGAUGGACGAGAUAAAAAAUAUCUAUAUCCACAUGGUAUAACAAAACCUUUGAAAAAUGUACGUAAAAGAAGAUUUCGUAAAACAUUGCGAAAAAAAUAUGUAGAUUUUCCUGAAAUUGAAAAAGAAGUUAAACGUCUAUUACGACAAGAUAAUGAAGCUACUAAUGUACGUUUUGAAAUUGUCAACAUUGAAGAAGAGAACAAAACCGAUCCGAAAGAAAAGGAUCAAUCAUCAUCCACAGCAGCGGCAAAUGCAACCAAUUCAGCAUUAGAUGAUCGUGAUCUUUUUGGUGAUGUUGUCAGUUCCAGCGAUGAUGAUGAUGAUGAACGUUUAGGAUAUUCGGAUGAAGGUAGCCGUAUGUCCGGUACAUUCCGUGAUUAUCUACGUGAUCAUAAUGUUGAUAAUAAUGAUAAUGAUACUAAAAUUGAUUCAGAUAACAAUAAUAAGAAUUUUUCCUUUUCACAAGCAUUUUCUCAACAACAACAAUCAUCAUCAUCAACCAAUGUUUAUGAUUAUUCAACAUCAGCCGCUGCUGCUGAUGCUGCUUGUGAAGAAAACAAUGAAGCAUCAUAUAGUUUAACAAAAAAUCUUGAAAAUGAAUCCAUUCGAUUAAAAUUACAAGAAUUAGAACAGGAAAUAUUUAAUCUACAAACCCAACGACAUCAACAACAAACAGAUUUGGACAGUAUUGAAAAUAUGGCUUUGAAACAACGUUUUCAAUCCAUUAUUGAUGAUCUUCGCGAACAAGAAUUGGCCAAAAAGCAGGAGUAUGAUGAGCUAAAAAAAUCAUUAUUUUAAUUUGUUUUGUAUAUUUUCUUUUAAAAUUGAAAUAAACGUCAUUCAUUUUGUAUUGGUUAGUCAUCGAUCGAUCAAAAUAUCAAGUGUGUUUGCU